CCCAAAUCCAAGUUGAAGGUGAAAGUCCUCCACCGUCCCGUUAGCUCGCUGCUCCGUUAACAGCUCGUCGCUUGUUGCAGCCGCAGGAGAAACAAAACAGCAGCUAUGUCGGUGUUUUCUGAGGUCCCUCAAGCAGCUCCUGUUGCUGUCUUCAAGCUGACUCAAGACUUCACCAACGACCAGUUUCCCAAGAAGGUGAACCUCGGAGUUGGAGCCUAUCGGACAGAUGAGGGCCAGCCUUGGGUUUUGCCAGUGGUGAAGAAGGUGGAGAAGAUCAUUGUGCAUGAUGACAGACUAAACCACGAGUACCUGCCCAUCCUGGGCCUGCCUGAGUUCAGAUCCUCGGCCUCCAAGAUUGCGCUGGGAGACAACAGCCCCGCCAUCCAGGAGAACAGGGUGGGAGCUGUCCAGUGUCUGGGUGGCACAGGUGCUUUGAAGAUGGGUGCUGAGUUUCUUAGGCGAUUCUACAAUGGAGACAACAACACCAAAACACCCGUUUAUGUGUCUGCACCUACCUGGGAGAAUCACAAUGCUGUAUUCAGCAACGCUGGCUUUGAGGAUGUCCGUCCAUACAAGUACUGGGACGGAGAAAAGAGAGGCCUCGAUUUAACUGGUUUCCUUGGUGACUUGGAAAGUUGUCCAGAACGCUCAAUCUUUGUCCUGCAUGCUUGUGCCCAUAAUCCAACUGGCACAGAUCCCACCCAGGAGCAAUGGAAGCAAAUUGCUGAAGUUAUGAUGAGGAGGAAGCUGUUUGUGUUUUUUGACUCCGCCUAUCAGGGAUUCGCCUCAGGUAGUUUGGAAAAAGAUGCCUGGGCUGUCCGCUACUUUGUCUCCUUGGGCUUUGAAAUGUUCUGUGCCCAGUCGUUCUCCAAGAACUUUGGCCUCUACAACGAGCGUGUGGGCAACCUGACAGUUGUGGCCCGUGAUCCAGACAACCUGAAGAGAAUUCUCUCCCAGAUGGAGAAGAUCGUCAGAACCACCUGGUCCAACCCGCCGUCUCAGGGAGCUCGCAUCGUUGCCAUCACUCUUAACACACCUGAGCUCUUUACUGAAUGGAAGGACAAUGUGAAGACGAUGGCUGACAGGGUCCUGCUGAUGAGGGCUCAGCUGAAAGCAAAGCUGCAAUCUCUGGGGACACCGGGGACCUGGGAGCACAUCACAGACCAGAUUGGCAUGUUCAGCUUCACAGGCCUCAACCCCAAACAAGUAGAAUAUAUGGUGAAGGAGAAGCACAUCUACUUAAUGGCCAGUGGUCGCAUCAACAUGUGUGGCUUGACCACCAAGAACAUCGACUACGUGGCUGAAUCCAUCCACGAAGCCGUCACCAAGGUCCAGUAGAAGACUGCACUAUACCCACAGUUCUCAGCACAUCCUCCUGCCCAGUUCUGAGCCACCAUGAUCCCAGAGACCGUGUUUGCGUCCGGAAGACUUUCUGGAGAAAUAUAAAUUCUCAUUUGCACAAAUACACAGACAGUUCACAGUUUUCCUCCUCCUUUCAGUGUUUGUGCUAAACUAGGCAAAACCUUUGUGGACCAAUUUUUCAUAGAAUGCACAAAGAUGGUGUACAUACACUACCACUCAAAGGUUUGGACACACCUUCUGAUUCAGUGGUUUUUAUUUAAUUAUUUUGUACAUUGCAGAUUAAUACUGAAGACAUCAAAACUAUUAAAGAAUACAUAUGGAAUUAUGUUGUAAACAAAAAAGUGUUAAUCUUCUGUAUUAAUGUACAAUGUAGAAAUAAUACAGAUAAAUAAAAAGCAUUGAAUAAGAAUGUGUGUCCAAACCUUUGACUGGUAGUGUGUGUGUAUAUAUAUAUAUAUAUAUAUAUAUAUAUAUAUAUAUAUAUAUAUAUAUAUAUAUAUAUAUAUAUAUAUAUAUAUAUAUAUAUAUAUUCAUGCUCUUAUCUAACACGUAACAUUUUCCAGAAUAUUGAGUAAUUAUGUUCAUAAUUUGUCAUUUAUUUUUUUGUUAGUCACCUCCCUCUAGUGCGUAGUUCAGUUUUUGUGUAAUUAGUUUGUGUGUCAUUACCAGGACCUUUGAGAGAGUUAGUAAGUCUGUGACUGUGUCACAGUUACCUCAGCAGCGAUGACUCUCCUCUCUAAAAAUGUCAGCUGUUAUGAUUCAUCCAUUCCAAGUGUUAAUAGCAUAUUUCCAAUUUUGUGUAGGCAGCAGUGACAGUUGCUGGUAUGAACACUUAAUAAGGGCAUAAUAUUGAGACGACCACACUGACACAGUUUAGUUUUUAGGAGACAAUCGUACCUAAUGUCACCAACCAUGAAAGAAGUAGCACUAUUCAGUCUUAUUUCUACAGAAUAAUGUGAACGUGUGUUCUCAGGAAGGUAUUUUUAACUUGAACUAUGGAAUUUUUUAAUGAUCAUGUCUGCUGCCCAAAGGGGUUAUAAUAAUUACCUCAUUUUUAAUGCAUUCACAAAUGGCCGUGAACUCCCCUAACAGAUGUCAUGACUCCAGAGUAAUCUCAGGGUUCUCUGCUGCCAGCUGAAUGUUUUGAUGUUUCUGGCUCUGUCAGGCACCUGCUAGUGAAUGUUGACUGGUUAUAGCACUAUGCACUGUUAUGUAAGACUCUCCAUGGCACAAUCCUGCUAUGAUCAACCAGUUUACCGUAUUAUACACAGGACGCUAAUUAAACAGUAUUGUUGUUUAGCAGUUUAAUUGAAGCUGAAAUUGUCUUCGGCUGUUUUAAUGGGAUGAAAUCACUCCUCCAAUAAAGAACUUUAAAUAA
Messenger RNA from Amphiprion ocellaris (clown anemonefish), 2740 nucleotides. It is a transcript of the gene got1, whose product is annotated as glutamic-oxaloacetic transaminase 1, soluble. Lineage: Eukaryota; Metazoa; Chordata; Actinopteri; Pomacentridae. The transcript is spliced from 9 exons. Gene Ontology annotation, cellular component: cytosol. Gene Ontology annotation, molecular function: pyridoxal phosphate binding; L-aspartate:2-oxoglutarate transaminase activity. Gene Ontology annotation, biological process: L-aspartate biosynthetic process. The record is from RefSeq and is a predicted model, not a curated record. Bases 106 to 1338 code for a protein of 410 amino acids.